CUAACAGUCUGUUUGCCGGUCUCAGAUCGAUAGGUACGUUUUGAAUGUUUCUUUAGUUUGAGUCGAAUUGUAAACUACGAAUAUCUAUAGUUGCGUGGCAUUUCCUUCAGAGCUAAAAAUUGCUCAGAUAUAAAACGUAAACAAAACCGGUGCUUGAGGAAGUGCAGUUCGAUCGAAAAUUCGGAGGAUUGGUUUGUGAGCCAUUUUCAGCGGUUAUAGGAAUCAGUGUGCGUGUGUUUAUGCUGUGUUCUUUCUUAUGUUUUGCAAAUCUCAAUUCACUUUUUUAUUAUUUCAAAGUGAGUGUAAAAAUAUUCUAGGUUACAAACCACACGGCUGAUCGCCGAAAGAAAACAUUUGCGUCAUCUUUUUUCUGCUAUUCCAAUUGUAAAGAUAAAUACCUAUACUAUACCUACCUGCGUGUGAACUUACAUCGGUACGAAACGAUCGGCGUGAACAUAAAAAGACAAGAAAAAGAGAGUGGCUAAAGUCUCUCUGAGUGCACUGAUUAUCCCAGAGAGCAAAUACAAUGGAAAAGCUAUAGUAGGGAAAAUUCUACCCUCUUCCUAAUUUCACUUCCCGCCUGUCGGUCGACUGCUGUUUUACCAAAGAUCGAAUCGCUGUUGCCAAUGCGGCGUGUCCGUGUAGUGAUAAGUGAAACGUUGCUGCGACCGGUCGUGUUUUCGUGCGAGUCUUCUGGUUGCAAAAGAUAUCGAAGACUUCCUGCAAUCGCAAGCAUUUCCAAUUGGAUUGAUUGUUUGUUAUUGUGAAUUUUAUAUUUUUAAACUGUGCCACGUGGAUUCUUCGAAGCCGAGCUGACCGUGAACCGAAAGCGUGCGUGUGAGUGGGUCGUUAUUUACCAGAAAGAGCAUCUUACAAAACGUGCCGUAAGAGUGAUUUGGGUAAUCUCGCGUGAAAAUUAUAAUUCUGCUAAUCGUGACGCAGGGGAAUUGCUACUAGGUACAUAGUUUUAGAAACCGGUGAAAACGAUGGUUAAUGAAACGGAGAAAGAUGCGGCAACUACUGACACUGGAGGCGGCAACAAAGUAGUCUUGAAGCGCAAAAUUACGUUGGUCAAUGGAAUUACGAUCAUCGUCGGGACGAUCAUCGGAUCUGGAAUUUUUGUUUCGCCGGCUGGUGUUUUCUUGUAUACCAAAUCCGUCGGUUCAUCGCUGGUAAUCUGGACACUGAGCGGUAUCCUGUCGACGUUGGGAGCGCUUUGUUACGCGGAGCUCGGUACCUGCAUCACACGUUCCGGGGGUGACUAUGCUUACCUACUUGUUGCAUUUGGACCACUUGUUGGAUUCUUGCGGCUCUGGAUGGCGUUGCUCAUCAUUCGACCUACCACUCAGGCCAUCGUAGCAUUGACCUUCGCUCAGUACGCGGUGAAGCCUUUCUUUCCGGAAUGCGAACCGCCGGACAACGCGGUCCGGCUAUUAGCCGCCGUCUGUCUGUGCUUUCUAACCGCCAUCAACUGCAUCUCAACCAAAUGGGCCAUGAAGGUGCAGAACGUUUUCACACUGGCUAAACUCACGGCACUGGUGUCCAUCAUCCUCGCCGGUAUCGUCUUCAUGGCAACCGAGGAGUCCGAGAAUUUCGAUAAUGCGUGGGAAGGAGACUAUGCGCUAUCCAGCUUGGCAUACGCUUUCUACUCCGGACUUUUUGCAUUCGGUGGGUGGAACUAUUUGAACUUUGUCACCGAGGAGCUGGAAAAUCCAUACAAAAAUCUUCCCCGCGCCAUUUGGAUCGCUAUGCCAAUGGUUACUGGAAUUUACGUGUUCGUUAACAUGGCCUACUUUGCUGUUGUUCCCCGGCACGACAUGCUAGCUUCGAUUGCUGUCGCUGUUAAUUUUGGCAACCGGAUAUUCGGCGCUGUAGCCUGGCUAGUGCCAAUCUUCGUGGCACUAAGCUGCUUCGGGGGCGUCAAUGGAAUCCUAUUCACAUCGGCUAGACUGUUCUCAACCGGUGCCCAGGAGGGACACCUGCCGGCGUGGUUCUCGCUGGUGCACGUACGGCGUCAAACACCGAUUCCGGCUCUGAUUUUUACGUGUGCCACAUCAAUCCUAACACUAUUCUGCGCAGACGUGGUCGCGUUAAUCAACUACUUCAGCCAAAUUCUCUGGCUUUCCGUAGCAGCAUGCGUAGCUGGACUACUGUGGCUGCGAGUUACCAAGCCUAACAUGCCGCGUCCAAUCCGCGUGAACCUGGCAUUACCGAUCAUUUUCCUGACUUGCUGUCUAGUGCUGGUUCUUCUACCAUCGUUCUCCGAACCGCUGAAUCUGAUCAUCGGCCUCGGAAUCACCCUGUCCGGAGUGCCGGUGUAUUACGUGUGCGUUGUAUGGAACGGUAAAAACAAACGGUCUCGAAAUGCUGCGAUGACGUGCAUCGAGCGGAGCUGUCAGAUCCUAUUCAAUGCAGCCUUCGUCGAUUGUCACCACGACCGGAAAAACGAUCGAGAGAUGUCCGACAUGCAAACCAGCAUCGUGGACGAGAAAACCGUUAAUCAUUGAAACGCCAAGUCGAAAAAUCGGAGGUUUCAUGAUCUGAUCCUGUUUUUUUCUGGGAUCUCGCUUUCCAUGGACACCAGUAGCAUUUAUAUUUGUAGAGGUAUUAUUUGCAAUGUUCAAGUAAAGAAAUAAGUCUUUUGUUUGUUUUACAAAAACAUUUUAUAGACGUUAUUGUCUAGCGUUAUGCAAAACCAAAAGCAAACAUCAGGGUCUAAAGGCGCAAAGCAAGGAACACAAUCGAAAAUACUACGUAUACUGCUUACGUACAUCAUAUAUUCAGUGUAAGAUCUGACAACCGUACGCAUACAUGCAACUUGUAAAAUGUCUAAACUAGUAUAGAAAACGUUUGUUGUCCUGUACAUUCAUAAAUGUCUCUGUACUUAAGAACAAUAAAUCUAUCAGAUAACUAUAUACAUAAUUUGAA
This is a messenger RNA of Wyeomyia smithii (pitcher-plant mosquito), 2928 nucleotides long. RefSeq names its product Y+L amino acid transporter 2 (gene JhI-21). The transcript has 6 exons. NCBI's taxonomy places the organism in Eukaryota, Metazoa, Arthropoda, Insecta, Diptera, Culicidae. Gene Ontology annotation, cellular component: membrane. Gene Ontology annotation, biological process: amino acid transmembrane transport. Gene Ontology annotation, molecular function: L-amino acid transmembrane transporter activity. The coding region runs from base 987 to 2507 and encodes 506 amino acids. The record is from RefSeq and is a predicted model, not a curated record.